Tachysurus fulvidraco (yellow catfish) is the source of this 940-nucleotide messenger RNA. RefSeq names its product SNU13 homolog, small nuclear ribonucleoprotein b (U4/U6.U5) (gene snu13b). Gene Ontology annotation, molecular function: RNA binding. Gene Ontology annotation, biological process: maturation of SSU-rRNA; ribosome biogenesis; mRNA splicing, via spliceosome. Bases 16 to 606 code for a protein of 196 amino acids. Gene Ontology annotation, cellular component: small-subunit processome; nucleolus; precatalytic spliceosome. The record is from RefSeq and is a predicted model, not a curated record. Lineage: Eukaryota; Metazoa; Chordata; Actinopteri; Siluriformes; Bagridae. The transcript has 3 exons.
AGAAGAAACUCACGCAUGCGCAGUGCUUCUUCUCCCAAACCACGUGUCGCAGUCUGCAGUUGUUCGGUACGCACGCUGUACGUUGUGCUUUCGCGGUGUUUUAGUAAUUUAGUGCGAGUUUUUUUUGUUUGUUUGUAUUUCAAGCUUUUCUUUGAACCCCGCAGGUGUUUGUCCUCCGUGAAGCUUUCGCCGAGAGGACUUGAGCUAAGCUCUAAAAUCAUGACUGAACCUGAAGUAAACCCUAAAGCUUACCCUUUGGCUGAUGCCACUUUGACCAAAACUAUACUGGACCUCGUGCAGCAGGCGUCCAACUACAAGCAGCUGCGUAAAGGAGCAAACGAGGCCACUAAAACACUGAACCGUGGAAUUUCUGAGUUCAUCGUUAUGGCUGCUGAUGCUGAACCGCUGGAGAUUAUUCUACACCUUCCAUUACUGUGUGAGGAUAAAAAUGUGCCUUACGUCUUCGUGAGGUCCAAGCAGGCCCUUGGACGAGCUUGUGGUGUGUCCAGACCCGUUAUUGCCACAUCAGUCACCAUUAAGGAAGGUUCACAGCUGAAACCGCAGAUCCAGUCUGUGCAGAUGGCAAUUGAGAGACUUUUGGUCUGAGCUUGUUGUGAUUUUUUUUUAACAUCAAAAUCAGGUUAAUUUUUUGUUAAACUUCUGUAAACCAUGUAUAGUCCUCAUGAUUUAAAAUUCUUCUUUUGAUAUGAUUAGAUUUAGGGAAAGUUGUAUGAUCAAGUUGAACCGAUUGGAAUUAGGUUAGUUUUGGAGAAAAAGUAAUGAUUUAGAGCAUGUUUGUGAUUUAUAGCAUGUUUGUUUGAUUUACUUUUCAUUUCUAAAUUGUGUUGCUCUUACAUUUAACAUUAUUUUUGCUUCUGUUUUUUUAUGUACAAACCUAUUCUGGGGACUUCAAUAUUCAAAAAUAAAUUUUAGAAAUCUG